This is a messenger RNA of Opisthocomus hoazin, 231 nucleotides long. The record is from RefSeq and is a predicted model, not a curated record. NCBI's taxonomy places the organism in Eukaryota, Metazoa, Chordata, Aves, Opisthocomiformes, Opisthocomidae.
AUGUCGGGUAAAAACUUCCAGGGACUGAAGGAACAGACUGGAGGUGCAGCGAAAGAUGCUGCAAAUGCGUUGGGACAGGCUACUCAGGAUGCAGUCGACCAGAUUACAGAAGCAAGCCGGAAAGCUAUCGACAAAGCUUCCAAGACAGCACAAGAUGGGGUAGAAAAAGCAACUGGACAAGCUGCAGAAGCAGUGUCUGGCCUUGGGAAAAAAUGUGGAUUUAAGAAAUAA